AUGGCUCCUAAUACAGAACUUCCUACACGGGCCUUAAUUGUUACUUUAAAGUCUCCUUUUGGAGGCAAGUCAACGAGCCAGAUCAGCGCUAUCACGGGCAUCUCUCCACGCACGAUUGACGCUAUCUAUGGCCGAGCCUGCCAGCGAGGCUUUGAGCCAAAUGGACCUAUGAUAAAGCUCCUCCCUGAAUAUCUUGAAGAUGCUCCACGUAUAGGUCGCCCGCGUAAGCAAGAGGCUAUUCAAGAGGCUACUAUUCAGAAAUGA
Messenger RNA from Alternaria atra, 264 nucleotides. RefSeq lists its product as uncharacterized. Bases 1 to 264 code for a protein of 87 amino acids. NCBI's taxonomy places the organism in Eukaryota, Fungi, Ascomycota, Dothideomycetes, Pleosporales, Pleosporaceae. The record is from RefSeq and is a predicted model, not a curated record. The transcript is spliced from 2 exons.